AAGCUCUGGGAUUUCUACUUUGGCAAAGGAAGCAUCACGCUUCCCCUCAAGAGCCCAGAGAGCAUCACCGGCGUAUCUCACUUCGGCCUCCGCGAGCGAGGACUCAGCAGAGAUUCUAUCCGCCGCAAUGCUCUCUGGGCUCUUGAGGGGAAGCGUGAUGCUUCCUUUGCCAAAGUAGAAAUCCCAGAGCUUUCUGCCCCAUAUGAAUUCCCCACCAAACCUUCCUUCCCCCCAGGUCCAGGGACCUUCACUACUUCUUCCAAGCGUGACUCCUUCAAGCCUUCCUCUUCCAAGGACGCAUUAGGUACUUUGAUGGAGGAGGAAGAGGAAGAGGAGGAUUCCGAUAAGCCUCGCGCACCACCGACACCGACCACACCUACGACUAGCUUCACCCGCAACCUUGGUCAACGCUCUCGUGCGCCGCACCUCAGGCCAUUGUCUCUCACCCCAGACGCUCUACCAUCACAAUUCCUUGCAUCACAGGCCCUCCCAACGCCAUCCUCUCCUAAGCGAGCGAGCUUGAAGGCCCUUUCCCUUGCUCCGGAUGCUUCAAACCGUGCAGGAUCUGUGCCAUCUCCGACCCCCGCUCGUCCGAGGCCCGUACUCAACAUCAAACUUGAGGCGGCAUCGCCGUCGCACGAUGACACUUCCAUGUCGAUACGUCAGCAACCAGUCCGGAAGAGCAGUAUAUCAUACAAGACGUCUUCCACGUCUUCGUCGGUCUCCAGCACCGGCCUUCCGACCCCUGAAUCGACACCAACGUGUACAGAGCGCCGUUUCUCUGGAUAUACCCACAGUUCCAUCUCCAGCCGCAGCAGUCAGGGUAGUCAGGGCAGCAUGGCCAGCAACCGUCUUAGCGUUGCCGAGGACGACUUCUUGACCAUGAACUCUGGCAAUGGACGGCCUUUGAGCGUGAGCGAGCAGCACUUUCUGUUCAAAGUCACAACGCCCUGCUCGCUCGCAUCACCGAUCUGGAACGGGCUUUGUCCUUUCGUGGCAACA
Messenger RNA from Mycena citricolor, 1002 nucleotides. The record is from the annotation of a GenBank genome assembly. Lineage: Eukaryota; Fungi; Basidiomycota; Agaricomycetes; Agaricales; Mycenaceae.